Photinus pyralis (common eastern firefly) is the source of this 1672-nucleotide messenger RNA. RefSeq names its product innexin inx7-like. The record is from RefSeq and is a predicted model, not a curated record. Gene Ontology annotation, cellular component: gap junction; plasma membrane. The transcript has 6 exons. Gene Ontology annotation, biological process: phototransduction. The coding region runs from base 166 to 1377 and encodes 403 amino acids. NCBI's taxonomy places the organism in Eukaryota, Metazoa, Arthropoda, Insecta, Coleoptera, Lampyridae. Gene Ontology annotation, molecular function: gap junction channel activity.
GAUCACAUCGUGAAUCGUACUCAUCGGCGUCGUGGACGUGGUUAAAAAAGUUUAUCUUUUCAAAGUAUUCUUAUCACCUCCCUAACUUUCUGAGUAGCGUACGCGAAUGUGGUUUACAAAGUGAUAGCUGGUGUUAUAAUUACCGGGAAUAGAUAACGCUCCGAAAUGUUGAGGGUGUUCGACGAUGUGCGGAAAAACUUUGUGCUCAAGCCCAAAGCGUAUAGUAUUGACAAUUUUGCAUUCAAACUCCAUUAUCGGGUGACAACGUUGAUGCUGUUAGUUGCUACAGUAUUGGUGACAUCCAGGCAGUAUAUUGGCGAACACAUUCGAUGUAUAAGUGAUAGUGGAGUCGCCAAUCAUGUAAUGAACACUUUUUGUUUCUUCACCGCAACAUUUACUGUGGUCAAACACUUGAAUGACUCUUUACUCGAUGCAGAAUUUCUGGCACAUCCAGGCGUUGGACCGAUUGGUGUCAAUUCAGAUGAACCCAUAAAACGACACGCUUAUUACCAAUGGGUCCCGUUCGUGCUCUUUGCCCAAGCUAUCAUGUUUUACUUUACGCAUCUUCUGUGGAAGAAAUUGGAAGGUGGACGCCUAAGGAAGCUAGUUGAAGGUGUCCAAUACGCCGCGUUUGCGUUAGGAGAAAAGGAAUUAGUAGUAGACAAAAAGAAAAUUCCUAGCAAAGAGGCUCGGGAUAAACGGCUUAAAGAUAUUCGAAGAACAUUCAUGGGGCGUUUGUAUAUAAAUCGCACUUGGUCCAUAAGUUUAAUAUUCUGCGAGUUUCUGAAUUUUAUUCACGUAAUACUUCAAGUGCACAUCACCAAUACUUUUUUGUCAGGCCAAUUUCUGAAUUUAGGCCCCGAAAUUAUUAGGAAUGGUAUUGACUCCAGUGUUGAUCCUUUAGACAUCGUGUUUCCUAAAGUAACUAAGUGUACGUUUUACAAGUACGGCCCAACUGGAUCGAUACAAUCACACGACGCAAUGUGUGUCAUGGCUCUCAACAUAAUUAAUGACAAAAUAUACGUAAUGCUUUGGUUUUGGUUUGUGAUACUUUUUAUUGUAACCACGCUCGCCUUACUUUGGCGUGGUUUUACAGUAAUUGUGCACGCAAGAAGUCAAAAGUUUAACGAAAUAAUAUUCUCGAUGGCUUGUCCAGGAAAAUUAAAUCCUUGGAGGGUGCUACGCGUCACACGCUACUGCAAUUUUACCGAUUGGCUGUUUCUCUACUAUCUGUCGAAAAAUAUGGACGGAUUUGCGUUUAGGGAUUUAUUUAUCGGACUUGCCGAAGAUCUCGACGAUCAAAAUGAGAAUCCCGAACUGGCGGACCUUUUCGAAAAUGUCGAUGAUCCGGAAAAGAAGAUAUUGAAAGACAAAUAAAGUGCUAAUCUGUGAUGAACUUGUACGCCUAAUCAUUAUUAAGGAGGACAUCUACUAUAAGGUCGUUAUCUGGCGCUAAAUUGUGUAGUUUUCUUGCAAGUACAGUAAUCAUGUCUUAUACACUGUUAUAUUAGCGGAUUGCCGACGAAUGACCUAGUAUAUUGUAUAUAUCACAGAUGUAAAUAUACUACUUACAUCUGUGAUAAUAUCAACAAAGUUACAACAAAUGUUUAGUAAAUGUUGCUAAAAGCAGAAUCAUAGCAAAUGUCAAUAAAAUUUACAUAACCUCAGUGUA